AAGGAUCUCGGGAAGCAGUGUGGCUUGAGAUGUGAAAGAGGGAGGGUGUGCUGCUUCCACCUCCCUGCUGCCUGUGACACUGACCCCAGCCAUUGCAACACACCUGUGCAUUAUACAAAGGUGUGCUUCACCUCUACACCUUCCCACCACAGCAGGCGUGGUGAGGCGUGACCCAGCUUGCCAUGUCUGACCUCGGCUUCAUCACCAUCCCUCGCGGUCGCCGGCUGCCUCAGAUCCCCGCCACCACCACCACCAUCACCGCCAACAACCUCAAUAACAACAACCACAAUCACAACAACAACAACAAUAAUAACCUGAAGAAUGGAUACUUCAAGAACUUUAAUAAAAAUGGCUAUUGUUUUAGUAAUAUUGGAGGAGGAGGAGGAGGAGGUAACUUGAAAACGCCUGUAAUACCUAUUGUUAAUGGUGGUGGUGGUGGUGGUCAUCAUCUGGCGAACGGACGCGCUGUUCAUGACGGAUUUGCGACAAUACGAGCUGGCGGGAAGAGAGGGCGGUCCUACAGCUCUCCUACGGUAACCCAGGACACCUCUACAGCCUCCCAGUGCUCCCAUGGAUGCUGCGGGCCAGGGGGAGGGCGUGGCUGGACCAUGGAGCCGCUGUGGGAGGAGAGAGGAGAGGGAGGAACGCCUGCUGUGUCCCGCCGUGAUCGUCCUCAGCUGCCGUGGUGGGAAGUGGCCACUCGGCGCUCUAGAUACCGGUCAUGUCCAGCCUUCUCACAGGCCAGUGUGGUGACAGCCCUAGAGCAGACCAUGAACAGUGUCACCACCACUUUAGAGAGGCUGGCAUCAUCACCCGACCUCAAGGAGACAGAGGCAGCUGAGAUCAGGAAGACAGCAGCAGUAUUGAGGCAGCAGAGUUCAGCAGUGUGUCAGUCUGUCAGUUCAGGUUACAUCAGUCUGGAGCGACAACUCUCCUGCGACAGUGUUUCCAGCGUCACAUCCACUGUCAGUGCCACCUCCCUCUCCUCAUACGCCUCUCUGGGCUCCCACCCCCUCACCCCCUCACUCAUGCCUCACUGCAACGCUCACCAUAACCACACAUCCCCGGACACUCUUAAUGCUUCCCAAGGCCAGGCUAAGCUUAAAAAGAGAAGCUGGCUAAGGAGUUCAUUUCGCCGAGCAUUUGGACGACAUGGAAGAAAGCUGACCAAACAACAAAACGAGCUCGGGUCACCACCAUCACCAGGUCAGAGGUCACACAGCAUCCUCAAUGACCUGCCCCUUCACCACACCGUUAAUUCAGCCGUCAGACACCUCCCACCCCCUCCUCCGUACUCUGCCUCCCUCCCUCGCAAGUCCCAUUCCUCAUCAGGGCUUCUCGGUACAGCAAGAAGGAACACUCUGCUUAAAAGGAGUGCGCUGGAGGACAAGGAGGAGGAGGUGAGGCGUCUUAGGGAUGAGGUGACAGAGAAGGAGAGAACACUUACCGACUGCAGGCUGGAACUUCUCUCGGCUCAACACCAGAUACAGGAGCACGCCGACACCAUUGGCAGACUGCAGGCUGAGGUGGCGGUACUGCGGGAAGAGAACCUACGCCUGGUGGGUGUGGUGAAGGGACAGAAGGGAACAGCAGCCGACCAGGUCCUUCCAGCCCUCACCCACACCCUCACUUCCCUUGCCAUCUCCCCUUCACCCAUCAAUAGAAGCAGUUCAGUCCCCCAUGAGAACGGGCAUGUGAUGAAGGUGGUGGUGGUGUUAGGGGGCCAGGCCAGACCCUCCCCCACCACCCACACACCAACCCACCACCUGGACCCCUCCCACCUCACACACAUUGGCAACAUUACCGUGGGAUGCAAAACUACUUGGCAACAGUUGGAUACUAUGGUGGUGAAUACACUGAAGGAUUAUGGCAACUCUAUUGACCCUGUGUCAGCACUGGGACUGGAUGCGAGUGCCUUAGACAGCUACCAAGUGGAGGAGGUUGUGUGUGGACCUACCCUGCCACGGCCUGAGCUGCUGCCCUAUGGAUACUGUGUGGGGGAUGUGGAUGCUGUGCUGGUGUGGCUGAAGAAUGCUAGUCACAAGAAAGAAGGGGAGGCAGUGGGGAGUGUCUCAUCAUCAGCACUAGCCAGCCUCACCCCAGCACCUUCCCUGAGACACCUGGCUGGCCUCCUAGUGGAACACAGGCGCCUGGUGCUGGCUGGACCCCCUGCUGUGGGCAAGACCUCUCUGGCUCACACCCUGGCUAAGUUCUUUGUGGUGAACGCUGGCCAUGAUGUGACAGAGGAGGCAGUUAAGGUGUUCAGAGUGACAGGAAACAACAGCCUGGAUUUGUGUCAGCUUUUAGCAAACACUUGGCCGAGAGGGAUGGCCACCUCCUCCAUCCUCGGCCCCACCACCACCACCACCACCACCUGCCACACACCCAGCCCGGCCAGCCCCCUUGUACUGGUGUUGGAUGACCUACAUGCUGCUGGUGGAGUAGUGGAAACCCUAAAACGUUACCUGCCUUCCACUCUCCACUCAGGGCCAGCCAUCAUUGCCACCUGCUGCCCCUCCACCGCUCUCUCCACACGACUCCACAUCCACUGCAAUUUCAAGUGGGCGGCACUCACCCCGCAGCAGGAGCCAGUGCGUGGACUGUUGGGGCGUGUGCUGCGGCGGCGGGUGGCAGCGGCAGAGGCAGCAGCCAACACGCGGCUGCCGGACGCCCACCACCUGGCUGAGUGGCUGGCACGGCUGUGGCUGCACCUCAACACACUGCUGGCUGGCCACUGUGGGGCCGAUGCUGCCCUGGGGCCCGGCCUGCUGUUGGACUGUCCCCUUGGCCAGGAGGAGACACAGGCCUGGUUCCUGGAGGUGUGGAACAGCCGGGUGGUGCCACACCUCCUGGCCACCAUGCAUGGUGCCGCCCCCCACCCCCCCAGCCUGGCACAGUCAUGGACUGACCCCCUGGACUGGGUGCUGGCCACAUACCCCUGGCCAAAUAGUGUGGCCUCUGGACCAGACCAUCUCACUAGAAUCUUGGUCUCGGACGUCCUGAGUUUGGUGAACAACAACAACAACAGCAGCAGCAACACCAACAACAGUAACAGUGACUCCCCCUCCUCCAGCACCUGCAUCACCACCACCACCACCACCACCACCACCUCAACCUUUCAGAACAACACCUAAACACCUCAUUUAAAUUGGCUUGGUGUAGGUUUUUAUUUAUUUUAUUCUAUUUUAAUGUAGGAAGAGAGAUACUGACAUAGGGCAAUGAAAAUAGAGACCUACUUAAGUGCAAGUCCCCAAAGUAAAGUAAAAAUGAAUAAAUAAUGGAGGAUCUGUGUCACAAAUACUGAGCUGCAGUCCUCAAAAUUUCUUGCCGUGAAGCCAAAAGAUAGAGAAGUAUAUAGUGUGUGCAAGUGUGAGGCAGAUUGGAGGCAAGCUUUAUUUCUGUGACACCUCCAAGCUAAGGUAAGGUGUGCAAGCUGGUGCUUAUUACAGGUGUGUGUGUGUGUGUGUGAGAGAGAGAGAGAGAGAGAGAGUAUUUUUGCAUGUUUGUAUUUUUAUAUGACUCAGUUUAGCUCAUAGUCUUUUUUUAGUGUGUGUAUGUCUGUGUGUGUGUGUGUGUCAGGAAUUCUCCGAACAAAUAAUUUUAGCUGUGUUAUUUGUUAGGCAUUGAAGUAUCCCUUAGAAAUUACUCUUAUUAUUUAUUAUUAUCAUUAUUAUUUUUAUUAUUAUUAUUAUUAUUAUUAUUAUUAUUAUUGUUGUUGUUGAUAGUCAUUAUUGUUCUUAUAUAUUGAUUUAUCUUUCUUAUUUCACAUUUUCCAUUGAGAUCAUUAGUAAACACACACCAAGGGAUACAAUACUGUAUUAAUUCAACUCAUAAUAUUUUUGUACAUUGCUGUAGUGUAGAGUUAGUUAAGGCCACACAGGUCAUGUACAGAGAGCCACCACAUGUACCACUCACCAGUCAGUCAGUCAGUCAGGCAGUCACCAGUCAGUCAGUCAGUCACCAGUGUUCUUUUACGACAGUGUUACGAGUGGCGUCAUCCAGUGCCAAAUACCCACCUGUGUGUGUGUGUGUGUGUGUGUGUGUGUGUGUGUGUGUGUGUGUGUGUGUGUGUGUGUGUGUGUGUGUGUGUGUGUUAUUGCUGGCCCCACACAGGUGUCUCGUUAAUGGUGUGCCUCCUCCUCACCACCACCACCACCACCACCACUGCCUCAAAGAAAAAAAAAAAAAAAAAAAAAAUCCAUAUUAGUUUUCCUUUUUACUUCACAUGCUAUUAAAACAGAUUCCAAACCACCACCACCACCACCAACAACAACAACAACAACAAACAACAACAUGCACCACCACCACCACCACCUUAGAAAUUAGAAAGAUCUUCCCAUAUCAGUUUUUUCUUUACUUUACAUAUUAGUAUCACAGAAUGUAGAGGCUUACAGGUGGUGUGUGUGUGUGUGUGUGUGUGUGUGUGUGUGAGAGGACUAGAGGCAGACCACCCCACCACAUGUCUUCCCCCAAACCCAAAGAUUAUUUGUAAUAAAACUAAACAUUCUGA
This is a messenger RNA of Portunus trituberculatus (swimming crab), 4510 nucleotides long. RefSeq names its product neuron navigator 2-like. The record is from RefSeq and is a predicted model, not a curated record. Gene Ontology annotation, biological process: nervous system development; neurogenesis. Lineage: Eukaryota; Metazoa; Arthropoda; Malacostraca; Decapoda; Portunidae.